GGGGAGUGUUUCCGCUAGUCUUAUUCUGCGGUCCGUCUCCCGUGUGUGAGCUCAUGAACGACUGCCAUGUGUGAAAGUUGCUGCCGAGAACUGCGGGGGAAAGUCGGCGUCUAUUGAAGAGCGCCAGUCGCCUCCAUGAUGGAAGAGCCAGCGCGCGAGCAGCGGAAGCGGCGGGCGGAUGUGGAGGAAGCAAAUAAAUAAGAUAUGAACGCGGAUUCCUGCCCGACAUCACGGAGCACCAAGAGCACAAGGGAAGCGAACCGACGACCAUGAUUUCGGAGGAGUAGCCUGACUUCGUGCAUAUAGCGAGUGUUGGCUGCCGAGGGGCAGCAGCGCUUCUCCCGGAAAAUGAGGCGCCGAGCGCCGCCUGGAAGCCGAUGAGGCGUCGCUGGAGUCUGGGCCGAGCGGAGCUCCGUCGUCCAUGAUCGGACCACUUGUUUUCGGCUUUCCUGGCACAAAGUACGAGGCUCGAGUCACCUGAGCGAGGCGGGUCUCUCCACGAUCCCUGAGCAGUGACGGAAGGUCUCUACGUCCCCUCCAAAGAGAGAUCCCCCAGCUACCUGUCACCCCGCCAACCUCGCUCCCCAUACCUGGGUGGUCUAUGAAGAACACUUUUUAAUCUUAUUUCACAGCUUUUCUGUGCUCAGUGGAAUAAGUGCAGAGCAUUGCUGGCGAUCAAAGAGGGAGAUGGAAAACUGGAUCUGCUCUUGGGAAUGUCAGUGACGACAACUGGAAUGAUGGAUCUCUGAAGUGCCUGGUUUCUAGAGGAACCCACAGAGCCAAAAACAUGUCCUGAGAGAGAGAGAGAACGGUGUUCUACGCUUUCAUCUCAAUAACAUUUUGUUUCAGUGAAGACGAGGCAGAAUUCAGUAGCUGCUUCUCAGUCGGCUUCCAGCUACCUGGACCUUUUCUUUCAUUCUCUCCUGGGUCCUCUGACUUGGCUUCAACCAUUCGCCCCUCUCUCACAACGGCAGUCCUCCCCCCCCGUCCUCGUCCCCAAUCAUCCUCCAUUCCUUCUUCCCCUCACCAUCAUCAUCAUCACCACCACCACCAUCAGCAACAUUAUCACCACCACCACCACCACUUCUCCCCAUCGUCCCCUCGUUUCUCACCCCCGCCCUACACCACGUCUGCACCAGUGGUCAUCAUGGCUACGGCCGCCACAGCGUCCUCCUCUUCAUCUUCCCCAUCCUCGUCGUCAGCCAACGGCAGUGCGCGAGAGCAUCUGCUGGCCGUGCGCCGGCGCCACCCGCACUCCCGGCCCUACACCAUAGGGCCGGACAAUCUUCGGAGCUUGUCACUGCAGGGCUCCGUUGGUACCUGUGCGUCGACGUGUGUGACGUCCGAGGAGCAGUCGGAAACAGCUGGCGUGAGCCUGCAGAGAGCCAACAGUGACACUGACCUGGUGACGUCAGACAGCCGCUCUUCACUGACAGCGUCCACGUAUCAGCUGACUCUGGGGCACACUCAUCUGGUCAUCUCCUGGGAUAUCAAGGAGGAAGUGGAUGCCACGGACUGGAUCGGCCUGUACCACAUUGAUGAGACCUGUGUUGCCAAUGUGUGGGACUCUAAGAACCGAGGCGUGAAUGGCACCCAAAAAGGACAAAUAGUGUGGAGACUGGAACCUGGACCCUACUUUAUGGAGCCUGAGACAAAGAUCUGCUUCAAAUACUAUCAUGGUGUGAGUGGAGCACUGAGAGCUACGACUCCGUGUAUCACAGUCAAGAACCCCGGAGUACUGGUGGGAAGUGAGGGACAGGCUGUGGACCAAGCAGCUUCCGAACUUAGUCGCAAGCUUGUAAGCUUCACUCUGUCAGCUAUCCGGGCGGUUGGCUUGAAAAAGGGCAUGUUCUUCAACCCAGACCCAUACCUGAAGAUGUCCAUUCAGCCAGGGAAAAGGAGCGGGCUUCCAAAAUUUACUCACCACGGCCAGGAGCGCAGAACUUCCAUCAUUGCCAACACUACAAAUCCUGUGUGGCACGGAGAGAAAUACACCUUUGUUGCUCUUAUGAGCGAUGUCCUGGAGAUCGAAGUGAAAGACAAGUUUGCGAAGAGCCGGCCAAUCAUCAAGCGCUUUUUGGGUCAGCUGAUCAUCCCGCUGCAGAGACUUCUAGAAGGGCCAACAGCUGACCAGCAGCCAGUCAGCUACAGUUUGUGUCGUCGACUUCCGACCGAUCAUGUCAGUGGGCAGCUUCUUUUCAGAGUGGACAUCACGUCUACUGGACAUGAAGGCUCCCCAGAUGCAUUGGGGAUCCUCGGAGGCACAAUGAACAUGGAUCCAGGGAGCCCGUCUGACGAUGAAGACCUCCCGCACCCGUCAUCUUCAAGGGUGCUUUACGGACCCUCGCCGAGCAUGUCUGAUGAAGGUCCCCAGCUUGUGAAUGGGGCGUGUAACUAUAGUGAUUCAGUGUGGCGAGAUCCCAGCCAGUCCGGGGCUGAAGAUGUUUUCCCCCCUCCUUUGAUUCCCCACACGCACAGACAGGUGUCGCUGAACGAUUACUUAGACAAUAUUGAGUCCCCGCGGAGUCCCAGUGACAGACCUUUGGUGGGGCCGCUCCCCAAACUUCGCUCCAGCUUCCCGACAGACACGAGACUCAACGCAAUGCUCCACAUCGACUCAGAUGAGGAUGAAGAGACAUCAGGACAACAAAGGGACCAGUCACAGGAAGGCAAGGGCUCCGAUGCAGCAGCAUCAGGACCAGCUGCACCCGAGUCGUCGCAAGAGUGUGGAGCCGCUGCUGGGGCCGCCAUGGUGACAGAAGCUGGUGCUUUUGCCGGGACUCAGUCUGAAGCUGUGGCUCCUGACCCUGAGGUCCAGUCUGGGUCUUCCACUGGUACAACUGCCGAGGCUGCAGCGGCAGAAGGGUUAGAUGGUCACCACGAAGCAUCUGGGGGAGCUGCUGUCGGAGAGACACUACAGAUAGGGCCAGUGGAGUCUGGUCGGGAGCAGAACAGAACCAGCGUCAUCCAUGGUGGAAUCUGCAAUUCCUCUCUAAGCAACUGUCCGCUAUCACCCAUACCAGAGGUGGAAACAAAAGAAUUGGCUCCAAAGGCAGAAGAAGAAGGUGCCGAGUCAUCAAGCAGUGAGGCAAAUGGGCCUGUGGCUGGAGGCACCACGGCUGAUACCAACGUGACAGACGCCGGAGCUUCUGAAGGAGCCACAGCUGGCAGUGUGGAAAGACAAGGAGAGCAGGACGAGGAGCAGCUGGAGGUCUGGAGAAGGCGAUCUGAAAGUGGAUCACAGAACCAGGAAACUGGGUCUGUGGUAGAGGAAGGCGCAACUGCACAGGUCAACGGCCACCAGUCAGUUCGCUCCUUGCCCUCUGUCCGCCACGACAUCAGCCGCUACCAAAGAGUGGAUGAGCCCCUCCCACCAAACUGGGAGGCUCGUAUCGACAGCCACGGUCGAAUCUUCUAUGUGGAUCAUGUAAACCGAACCACGACCUGGCAGCGCCCCACUGCUCCACCUGCCCCACAGACCCUGCAGAGAUCCAACUCCAUUCAGCAGAUGGAGCAGCUGAACCGCAGAUAUCAGAGCAUACGGAGGACGAUAACCAACGACAGCAGACCGGAGGAGCUCCCAGCCGGGGAAUUGCUGCCAGACGAGACUGAUUUGCAACCGUCCUCCUCAGAGCUGCGUCGGGACAACAGCGUGCCACAGGCCAGCUCCAGGUCUCGACUCACCCUGCUGCUGCAGUCUCCCAGCGCCCGGUUCCUCACCAGCCCGGACUUCUUCACUGUGCUUCACUCCAAUCCUAGUGCCUACCGCAUGUUCACCACCAACACGUGUCUGAAACACAUGAUAAGCAAAGUUCGAAGAGACGCUCACCACUUUGAGCGCUACCAGCACAACCGGGACUUGGUGGCCUUCCUCAACAUGUUUGCCAACAAACAGCUGGAUCUGCCGCGAGGGUGGGAGAUGAAGCACGACCACACUGGCAAGCCUUUCUUCGUCGACCAUAACUGCCGAGCCACGACAUUCAUCGACCCCCGGCUGCCCCUCCAGAGCGCCCGCCCCCCAAGCCUCCUGGCGCACCGGCAGCACCUGACCCGCCAGCGCAGCCGGAGUGCUGGCGAGGUCAGCCCGCGUAGACUAGCCAGUGAAGACUCCCGCCAUGGUGGCCCGCCCAUCAUACCACGCCCCUCAAGUACCUUCACCUCCUCCAGCAGAGGGCAGUGCCAAGACGUUGUACCUGUGGCUUACAAUGACAAGAUUGUGGCUUUCCUCCGACAACCUAACAUUUUCGAGGUUUUACAAGAGAGACAACCUGACAUCAACCGCAACCAUUCACUCAGGGAGAAAGUGCAGCUGAUCCGCACAGAUGGAGUCUCAGGUUUGGCAAGGCUGUCAGGAGACGCCGACCUCGUCAUACUGCUAAGUUUAUUUGAAGAAGAGGUGAUGUCCUAUGUGCCUCCUCAUGCCUUACUGCACCCCAGCUACUGCCAGUCACCUCGGGGGUCACCUGUCUCCUCGCCACAGAACUCGCCUGGCACUCAGAGAGCAAAUGCUCGAGCUCCAGCUCCAUACAAGAGAGACUUCGAGGCCAAACUGCGUAACUUUUACCGUAAGCUGGAAACAAAAGGCUAUGGCCAAGGACCGGGGAAGCUAAAGUUGAUCAUUAGACGGGACCAUCUGCUGGAAGAUGCCUUCAACCAGAUCAUGUGUUACUCUCGUAAAGACCUGCAGCGCAGCAAGCUCUACGUGAGCUUCGUGGGCGAGGAGGGGCUGGACUACAGUGGGCCUUCCAGGGAAUUCUUCUUCCUGGUCUCCAGAGAGUUGUUCAACCCUUACUACGGUCUGUUUGAGUACUCGGCCAAUGACACGUACACAGUCCAGAUCAGCCCCAUGUCCGCCUUCGUUGACAAUCACCAUGAAUGGUUUCGGUUCAGUGGUCGGAUCCUGGGUCUUGCUCUCAUUCACCAGUACCUGCUGGACGCCUUCUUCACCAGACCUUUCUAUAAGGGUCUACUGCGUAUUCCCUGCGACCUCAGCGACCUGGAGUACCUGGAUGAGGAGUUCCACCAGUCGCUUCAGUGGAUGAAGGACAAUGACAUCGAGGACAUGCUGGACCUCACUUUCACUGUGAACGAAGAGGUUUUUGGUCAGAUCACAGAGAGGGAACUGAAGCCUGGGGGUGCCAACAUCCCCGUCUCAGAGAAGAACAAAAAGGAAUACAUCGAGAGCAUGGUGAAGUGGAGGAUAGAGAGGGGCGUGGUCCAGCAGACCGAGAGUCUGGUGCGAGGAUUCUACGAGGUGGUGGACGCCCGGCUGGUGUCUGUGUUCGAUGCCAGAGAGCUGGAGCUGGUGAUCGCAGGCACAGCUGAGAUCGACCUGUCAGACUGGAGGAACAACACCGAGUACAGAGGAGGUUACCACGACAACCAUAUUGUUAUCCGUUGGUUUUGGGCUGCAGUCGAGAGAUUCAAUAAUGAGCAGAGACUUCGGCUUCUGCAGUUUGUCACAGGGACCUCCAGCAUUCCUUAUGAAGGCUUUGCUUCUCUGCGAGGAAGCAACGGACCCCGGAGGUUCUGCGUGGAGAAGUGGGGGAAAAUCACCUCCCUGCCGCGAGCGCACACCUGUUUCAACCGACUGGAUCUGCCUCCUUACCCGUCCUUCUCAGUGUUGUAUGAGAAGAUGCUCACUGCGGUUGAGGAGACCAGCACUUUUGGGCUGGAGUGAGUCCACCAGCAGUCUCUACCAAAACGUGUGUGUCCAACAGGAUGAAUGCAGAAACACACUGCCUUCUCAAACUCAUCACCUGUUUUUGACCAAUCGGAGACCAGGAUUCCCAGAUCUGAGACUGGAGCCCUGACACAUUGAAGAGUAAACAAACAAACACUGCCUUCUGUCGCAAGAACUGAGUGGAAUCAGCCUUUAUAAGCGAAACAGAAACACCAUAUUUUGAUGGAUGUGAGGAUUCCUCAACCUGGAUUCCUGCCAGGAGGUCAUUUCUAAGGUGUGCGGGACUUUCCAGACGGUAUUUGUGAGUCCACACAAUUGCUUUGGUAUCCUUGCUAUGAAUAUUUCAGUCUACGAGAACAAAUGUUUUUCUAACCUUGUUGCAAACGGAGAGUUGUCGUUUGAAUGUAUCUAACUUUCUGAUGUUGAAUAUGUUCAGGGCAGUAUUUUAAUACAGGGAAGCAUUCAAGAGAAUGAAGCGGAUCACUCACAAGUUUGUUUGAGUACUAUUGUUUCACGCUUCUUCUAGUGGCAGAUUUAGGGAACGACACGUUGUUUUCUUGUCAGAUGAAUAUCUACAGUGAGCUAUAUUUAUAUAUGAAGGUCUGUCUUACUUAAGCUUGGAUUUAUUUGACAUGAGGUGCACAGUGGUUGUACAAUAUGAUCACAUAUUUAUCGUUACGGUAAGGUAACAUGCAGGUUAUUGUAGUGAUGACUCACCUGCUCCUCCUCAGUGUCCUGUGGCAACGUGAUGUUUCUGUAUCUUUAGUUAAGAAGCUUUAGUUCAGCCGGCAUAUACAUAAGAAAUUCAUUUUCAUUGGUUUAACUCACUUUCUCUCAACUAAUGAACACAAAAAAGUCAGUUGGUAUAAGAUAUCACUGUUGUUGUUUUUUUGUUUCUCAUGUUUCCACUUUGCUAUGUUGCACUUUGGUUCUCAUGUUUAGAUAUUACAGACUGGGUUUAUUCUUAUGAAGAUAGAGGAGUAGAAAUGUGUCAGUUUCUGUAGCUUGUUAAGAGAUGAAAACUGUUAUAGCAGUCUGUCCAUAUUACGUCGAGUUCCUCAAUGUGAGGGGGCAGUUUUUCAUAGCAAAGCACAGGGUAACCAACGGACUGACUCAAAAAAAACGUUUUUUUCCUGUCUCUCUAGAUCUGCCACUGAUGAUAUUAGCUCGGGAAAACUGCAAAAAUGAGCAUUUACUUCAGUCAAAAUUUGAUUUACGCUCCGUAAUAAUCAUUUGUUUAAUUUAUGUGUAAUUAUGAUUUUAAAAAGAAGUGGCACAUUUUGUCAACUCAGUCUGUGGCACGGUUUUAUGAUGAUUUUGGACCCCUGUUGUCUGAAAGCGGACUUGCUUGUGGACAUUUGUGUUCCUCAGUUCCUGCAGGUGAAUUCAGGUAGAGCAUAGUAAUGCAUGGACUUUUUCUGUCGAGGUUGUUACCGGUGCGGUUUGAGGUCAAUCCUUUUCGUCCUCUUCGCUCACAUUCCCUUCUGCACGACGAAUGUACUGUACUGUCUGUCCCCCACCGGGACGGCAUCACCCGAACCUGUCGACUCCCCGAGCGUCGUGAUGCAUUUCCUCGUGACUAUACUUUAACCAUCACCGUUCUGUUCCAUGUAUUCACCCUCAUUUGGAAAACAGUGAUCCGAUCUUUGAGCUCUAUUGAUACAUUUGAAGAUGUGAUGAUCCCAGCUUGUUUUUAUUGGAUAACUUAUUGUCACGCGACAGACGUUGUUUGCAUUUCUAUACGAAGAGCACUGCCCUCAUGUCUCAGACGGGAUUGUACCAAAGUUGCAGCCGCUUCACGCCACUCAGCCAGCCACUCCACUGUACACUCCACCUCACUCUUGGAUAUGAAUGUUUGCAGCACUUGUGUCCUGAAAUAAAAUGUCAUCUCUAUGCAAGACUUACA
Messenger RNA from Synchiropus splendidus (mandarinfish), 7589 nucleotides. It is a transcript of the gene hecw2b, whose product is annotated as HECT, C2 and WW domain containing E3 ubiquitin protein ligase 2b. Gene Ontology annotation, biological process: regulation of dendrite morphogenesis. Gene Ontology annotation, molecular function: ubiquitin-protein transferase activity; protein binding. The transcript is spliced from 32 exons. Bases 1148 to 5680 code for a protein of 1510 amino acids. NCBI's taxonomy places the organism in Eukaryota, Metazoa, Chordata, Actinopteri, Syngnathiformes, Callionymidae. The record is from RefSeq and is a predicted model, not a curated record.